GCGUACUCUGAGGGGAAGCAAAAAACGACCUGAACUGCCACACACGAGUAAGAUGGAAAAAUGUAUCGCUGUUUAGUGCAGUCAACAGCCUUGGGCAACAAAUAUGGCUUCUUGUGCCUUUUUCAAUAUGCUAUAAAAAUUGAUCUCCCGUGCAACCUAACGCCGUGGUGGCUCCGGCGAACUUCUGCAAGCCGCGAUAAGUUAAGUUCAAUAAUCGCUCGGUACUUUUGAUCGGUAAGGAUAUUACACCCACUUGGCCGUCUGGGUUAGCUGGGAAGCUACGGAACUACAGCGGAUAGCAAUGGAGCCAAAGCACAAAGAGUUGCUAGACCAGUGCCACCAGAACUUAUUGGAGUCCAUAACAGAUGCGGACCGAGUGAUCGAGCUGCUGAUAGUUUCUGGUACCUUGAGUCAACUCGAUAGGUUCGAACUGGACCAGAACUGUUCGUCCAGCGCCGAGAAAGUAGACCACCUUUUGAAGAUGCUGAUGAACAAGGAGAGCGACCAUUUCCUCGACCUGUGUGUGGCCCUGGAGAAGGCAUACCCUGACCUGUAUACUGCCCUGUUCAGCAACAACGGCGGUGGACCUGUGGACCACUCCACCGGUUCCACAUACAGCGUUCUGUCCACCAUGCCCUCUGACUCCGAAAGCAGUAGCUCCCUCAGUAGUGUUGGUGGUGAAGCGUCCUCCCCGCCCCCAGCCAUCAAUGACAACCGGCCAUCCGGUGACAACUUGGAUACCAUCUUGUUCCAGCUCCGCCAGGUGACCAGGGAGAGGGAUGAGCUUCGUAAGCGUCUGGCGUUGGCAUCGCCCGGGACCACCUUCGAUGACUGCAGGCCAAAUUCCAAAGCCAGUCAUGAUUAUGAGCGUCUGAAAAGCCAGUGCAUGAGGGCCAUGGCGGAUCUGCAGUCUCUCCAGAACCAGCACACCAAAACACUCAAAAGGUGUGAGGAGGCUGUAAAAGAGGCUGACUUCUACCACAUGUUGCACAGCCGCGUCCUGGGCGAACAAACACAGCUGAAGGAGGAGAUGGAGACACUCAGGAGGGACAACGCCCAACUUGUCCGAGAGCACAACCACCUUAAACAGAACUGCGAGGAGCUCCAACGACUGCACAGUCAAGACCAGAAGGAAUUGGCAGACCUCCGGCAGCAGCAACAGCAGGUAAUGAGAGAGAAAGGCUCAUCAGAGGUGUUGAACAAACUGUAUGACACAGCCAUGGACAAGCUGGAGGGCGUAAAGAAGGAGUACGACGCCCUGAGCAAGCGCUACAGUGAGAAGGUGGCGAACCAUAACACAGACCUGAGCCGCCUGGAGCAGGCCGAAGAGGAGAACCGGCGGCUGCAGAAGCAGCUGGAUGCAUUGCUCAAGCAGCGCGACUCAGCCGUGCACUACCAGCAGCAGUACUCCACCUCCAUGAGAAGGUUUGAUUCAGUGCAGCUGGAGCUGAACAAGUCCUCGGCCCAGAACAAGGAGCUGCAGAGAGAGAUGGAGCGCCUGCAGUCGGAGGUGACGCGCUACAAGAACCUGCAGCUGAAAGCAGCCAAGGACUGCGAGAAGUACAAGGAGGAGAGGGACUCUGUGUUCAACGAGUAUCGUCUCAUCAUGAGUGAGAGGGACCAGGUGAUCAAAGAGCUGGACAAGUUACAGACGGAACUGGAGGCAGCCGAAGCCCGGCUGAAGAACACCUCCUCAGAGAGAGUGGUGGCCAGUGAAGAGUUGGAGGCGCUCAGACAGGAGUUGAACUCAUCACUGGUGGACCGCGACAGGGCCAUCUGCGAGAGGAACGAGCUGCUGGAGAAGUACUGCCACGAGGUGAAGGACAAGGCCGAGGCCCAGAAGGAGCUGAGCCAGGCCUGCAAGGACAUCGAGACGGUCCGGGAGGAGAGGGACGUGGCCCGCAAGGAGAGAACGGAGGCCAUCAUUCAAAGGGAUCAGUUACUCCGAGAGUACUACCAGGCCAGACAGAAACAAGAUUCGGCCACCCUGGACAUGGAACGAGCCAAUAAGGAGAUUGAGAUGCUGAGGAAACAGUACGAGGCCAUGUCUCAAGAACUGAAGGAGGCCUCACAGGAGGCUGAGGUGGCCAAAUGUCGCCGGGACUGGGCCUUCCAAGAGAGGGACAAAAUAGUGGCGGAGAGGGAGAGCAUAAGGACUCUGUGUGAUAAUCUACGGCGGGAAAGGGACCGGGCAGUCAGCGAUCUGGCCGACGCCCUGCGAAAUCUGGACGAUAUGAGGAAACAGAAGAACGACGCGUUGCGAGAGCUCAAAGAACUUAAGGAGAAGAUGGAGAGCCAGCUGGAGAAGGAGGCCCGCUUCUGUCAGCUAAUGGCCCACAGCUCUCACGACUCGGCCAUCGACACAGACUCCCUGGAGUGGGAGACAGAGGUGGUGGAGUUUGAGAAAGACAGGGAUGACAUGGAUUUGAAGGCACUUGGGUUUGAUAUUGCUGAGGGGGUAAAUGAUCCGUAUUUACCAGGAGAUUGUGGAAUAUUUGUUACGAGGGUGGACAAAGGAAGUAUCGCAGAUGGAAGGUUAAGAGUGAACGAUUGGUUGUUGAAGAUUAAUGACAUUGACCUGACCAAUAAGGACAGGAAGCAGGUGGUGAAGGCUGUCCUUAAUGGUGGAGGAUUGAUCAACAUGGUGGUACGAAGAAGGAAGUCUCUGGGAGGAAGGCUGGUCACUCCUGUUCACAUCAAUCUGGUGGGACACAAAGACAGUGGUAUUGGUCUGGAGAGCGGGGUGUUUGUCACCGCUAUCGUCCAGGGCAGUCCCGCCGCCAGGGAAGGUUCUCUCACAGUUGGAGACAGACUGAUCGCUAUAAAUGGCAUUGCUCUGGAUAACAAAUCUGUGACAGAGUGUGAGGCUCUGUUGAGGAGCUGCAGGGACUCUCUUAGCCUCUCUCUCAUGAAGUUCUUCCCUCACAGCACGUCAGGUCAGAACAUCUUUGAAAGUCUGCGUGAGUCGUCAGAAAAGUCCAACGGGCGCAUUCACCUGUCAGAGAUUCACUCCCGGAACAGCCGCAACCUCAAACACAACAGCUCGACACAGACUGACAUCUUCUGCCCCGAUGUUGGGAGCACUAGCACAAGUAGCAUCUCUGGGGAGAGGAGGAAGGUCAGAGGUGAAUCUGAGGAGGUAUACAGCGACAUCAGCAAGCCAUUCUCCACAGGUUCCCUCCACGCCACCAGCCUUCGGCCGGCCUCUGACUUGGGCACUGGACGCUACGGGCCCAGUGCUUUCCAAGAGUGCUGUCCCUACCCAAAGGGGCCUUCCUCCUUGCCCUUUGACCCUGUCUCGCCCUCAGACUGCAUCACAAUGGAGACAACCCUGGAGAAGAAGCACAGUGGGGGUACGUGGCCCAAGAUGAUGGUUGGAGGUAUGUCUGUUGCACCAGAUAACUCCAGUCCAGUCACAGCUGCAGCCCAGCUCUCCAUCUACAAAUCGCCCAAGCAGAGGAAGUCCAUCUUCGACCCAGACACUUUCAAACGCCCUGAAACACCUUCCUCUAAGAUGGAGUACAUGGCAGCCAAUCAGAUUGCAGCAGUAGCUGCCGCUGCUGCAGCUUCCCAUUCCCCUCAGCCUUCGAAGACAGAGUCCCUCUCCUCCUCAUCCACCCCUACCCCAACCCCUCCUACCCCACCCACUCGCAGUGACUCCUUUAAGUUCAAACACAAACAUCAAAGCAGCUCUGCCUCUGACUGCACGAUCACCUCAGACGGCAAGGGAGAGGCUCGAGAAAGAGACAGGAAUGGAAACCACUAUUUCCUGGACGGCAAGGUCCUGACCUCGAGGAAGUCUUGUGACGAGGACAUCGGCCGAACCAGAGGGGAGGAGCCAGAGGUGAAGAGACCACGCCCUAAAUCUGCCCCUGCCCUCCGACGUAGGAUGACCCCCCAGACCAUCACUCUUCCCACCUUCCAAAGCUACUCUAACGACGAGCAUUCACCAGAGCCCAGGGACAUGCUGCGUUCCUCCCCCAGCCGAUCCCAUAGGCACAGUGUCGGAUUCGUCCCCACGGUCUACAAUGGCACCCUACCUCCUAAUUCAGCCCACCGGGGGCUGGCUCCUUGCCCCGCUGUGACUGCCGUGAUGAGGAAUCCGGUGUACACCGUGCGCAGCCACCGCGUUCAUACCAGCAACUGUCCAUCUGUCGCCUCCCAGAUAUGUCACCAGCACACCCACACCAGCCCCCAACACCAGGGUCGUCUGAGCCUGGACCUAAGCCAGCAGAAGCGCACAAGUGACUACUCUGAAUCCUCGUCGUCGCGCAGCAGCAGAGCUUCACACGGUACAAACUCACUGCCCUCCAGUGCACGGCUCGGUUCUUCCAAUAAUGUCCAGUACCGAACAGAGAGGAUCAAAAUCCCUUCCACUCCCCGCUACCCCCGCUCCAUGCUGGGGUCAGACAGAGGCUCCCUCUCGCACUCUGAGUGUAGCAGUCCCAGUCUCAUCACACCUCCACAUUCGCCACUCAAUCUAGAGACUUCCUCGUUUGCCAGCAGCCAAUCACAAGGUUCCAUUUCCACCUUACCUCGGAUCUCAGUCAGCCCUGUGCCAAUAGGGGAGCGCAGGAAAGACAGGCCAUACUUGGAGGAGCCCCGCAAUGUCAUCGUGCACAAAGGUGCAGAGCCUCUCGGCAUCUCCAUCGUCGGUGGGGAGAACGGAGGAAUCUUUGUCUCUAAAGUUACUGGAGGCAGCAUCGCCCACCAGGCAGGAUUGGAGUAUGGAGACCAACUACUGGAGUAUAACGGCAUCAACUUGCGGAACGCUACGGAGCAGCAGGCUCGUCUCAUCAUCGGCCAGCAGUGUGACACCAUCACCAUUAUGGCCCAGUACAACCCACACAUGUACCAGCUGGGCAACCACUCUCGCUCCAGCUCCCGUCUGGAGCCGGUCAGUACUCAGUCGACUCCCCAAGGAAGCGGGGCCGCCACCCCCGACAAUCACUCCACCAUCGACACACUCAGCGAACAAGACGAGGGCACGCUCACUCCCUCCUCCAAACAGACCACACCCACUACCAGCCCCCACAAUUUCAUCAGAAUGCCGUCUGAGGGCAGCAGGAAGGUGGGUGAGCCACGGCUCGUGACGGUGCGCAGGCCUGGAGUGGAGGUGGGAGUCGCACUCUGCGGAGGGAACCUACGGGGCGUCUACAUAGAGAGCCUGGAUGAGGACAGUCCUGCCAGAGGCCCUGAUGGGCUGCUGCCUGGGGACCUCAUCUUAGAGUAUAACUCGGUGAAUAUGAAGAAUAAGACGGCAGAAGAGAUGUACGUCGAGAUGCUGAAGCCUGCAGAGAUGGUCACAUUCAAGGUGCAGCAUCGGCCAGAUGAAUUCAGCAUGCUCAAAGAUGUUCCAGGAGAUGGCUUUUAUAUUAGAGCACUUUACGACCGGGUGGGGGAGGCCGAGGGGGACCUCAGUUUCAAGAAGGAUGACAUCCUGUACGUGGAUGAGUCUUUACCAAAGGGCAGCUUCGGGACCUGGAUGGCCUGGCAGCUAGAUGAGAACGCACAGCAGAUCCAGAGGGGGCAGAUCCCCAGCAAGUACAUGAUGGACCAAGAGUUUUACCGCAGACACAGUGUGACAGAAAUGAAGGAAGACUCCAGCAAGACUCUCUCUGCAGCGGCCCGCAGAUCCUUCUUCAGAAGGAAACAGAAACACAAACGCAGCAGCUCCAAAGACAGCAAAGAGAUGGUGGCUCUGGACGCCAUCAGCACAGACUCCAUCCCUUUCCUUGAUGACUGCGUGAGCUUGGCGUACCAGCGGGUCCAGAAGGUGGAGUGCACCUCUCCCCGACCGGUACUCAUCCUCGGGCCGCUCACUGACCCAGUCAAGGAGAUGCUCGUGAAAGAGUCUCCUGGGAAGUUCUGCAGAUGUGUACUGGAGGUGAUGAAGGCAUCCCAGCAAGCCAUCGAGCGGGGCGUCAAGGACUGCCUCUUCAUAGACUACAAGCGCAGGAGUGGCCAUUUUGAUGUGACCACGGUUGCUUCUAUAAAGGAAAUAACAGAUAAGGGCUGUCACUGUUUGCUCGACAUCGCCCCGCACGCCAUCGAAAGGCUCCACAGCGUUCACAUUUAUCCAAUUGUUGUCUUCGUCCGCUACAAAAAUGCCAAGCAGAUCAAGGAGCAGAAAGAUCCAGUUUAUCUGCGGGACAAAGUCUCUCAAAAACAUUCCAAGGAGCAAUUUGAAAGUGCACAGAAGAUAGAGCAGGAGUACAGCAAAUUCUUCACAGGUAUUGUCCAAGGUGGCACCCUCCCUUACAUUUGCACUCAGAUCAUGACUAUAGUUGAUCAAGAACAAAGUAAAGUCCUGUGGACUCCACUUGGCUGCCCCUAGAGGAGACUGGCUGCCACUACAGCAAGCUGCAGCUUUCAUCUCCAUUCCCCAAACACUAAUUAACUCUUUCACACUAUACCAAUAGGUACCCUACAGCGAGCUAGUUAUGUAAAUUAUUGAUAUUUUUUUAUUUAUGAUUUAUAAUCAGAGCCUCCUUUAUUUCUGAUGUACUCCGGAGCAGGUUAGUAGCACUGGAUCUCGACGUUAGAGUUCAUUGAGUCUUCCCUAAGGGUUUCUGGUGGUGUAUUUGUAAUGCUGCAUUAUAAGCAUCCGUUUACAGUCAAAAGACGAGUCUGAGUAUUGAUGUUCAAUAUUUGCUUGAAUGCGUGUCCCUCCCCCUGUGUACACAAACCUCAACACUAAUGAAGUUCAGCAACCCCUGACCCACCCGUGUACCAAAUGACAUUUGUGGUUUCCCUACAAAUAUGCACCCAUUUGACAACGACUGACAACUAAUUGUGUGUGUGUGUGUGUGUGUGCGCGCGUGCGUGUGUGUGUGUGUGUG
Messenger RNA from Seriola dumerili (greater amberjack), 6842 nucleotides. RefSeq names its product disks large homolog 5-like (gene dlg5a). The record is from RefSeq and is a predicted model, not a curated record. Gene Ontology annotation, biological process: regulation of apoptotic process. The coding region runs from base 302 to 6337 and encodes 2011 amino acids. Gene Ontology annotation, molecular function: protein binding. Lineage: Eukaryota; Metazoa; Chordata; Actinopteri; Carangiformes; Carangidae. The transcript has 34 exons.